This is a messenger RNA of Neopelma chrysocephalum (saffron-crested tyrant-manakin), 1420 nucleotides long. It is a transcript of the gene PPCDC, whose product is annotated as phosphopantothenoylcysteine decarboxylase. Gene Ontology annotation, molecular function: FMN binding; phosphopantothenoylcysteine decarboxylase activity. Gene Ontology annotation, cellular component: phosphopantothenoylcysteine decarboxylase complex. Lineage: Eukaryota; Metazoa; Chordata; Aves; Passeriformes; Pipridae. The coding region runs from base 240 to 872 and encodes 210 amino acids. The transcript has 7 exons. Gene Ontology annotation, biological process: coenzyme A biosynthetic process. The record is from RefSeq and is a predicted model, not a curated record.
GAAACCCGCAGGGGGUUUCUCGGCGCUGUUCUGUGCAUGCCUUUUUUGCAGCAUUUCGGAGCUAUUUCGAGCAUCACUACAGCAUUAAAAAUCUGUUCAAAUAACGCGUAAGGCCUCUAAAUUGCUUGUUUUCCAGUGGCUGUUUCCCGAGAGCUGUAUUUGGGAGUACAAGGAGAAAGCAACUCAGCUAGGGGUUGUAUGUCUUUGCAGCACUUGAUGUGAAAGAGUUUGAUUGGAGCAUGGAGCCUGUCUCCCCGCUGGAACCAGGGAUUCCUGCAGGAAAAAACUCACCCGUGCCACAGAAAAAAUUCCAUGUCUUGGUGGGGGUGACUGGAAGUGUGGCUGCUCUGAAGCUGCCCCUGCUCGUUGUGGAAUUGCUGAAAAUCCCUGGGCUCGAGGUGAAGGUGGUCACUACUGAGAGAGCAAAGCACUUCUACAAUGCUCAGGAGAUUCCUGUCACCCUCUAUGGCGACGAAGAUGAAUGGCAGCUGUGGAAGGGCCGGUCGGACCCCGUCCUGCACAUCGAGCUCCGGCGCUGGGCUGACCUCAUGGUGGUGGCACCUCUGGAUGCCAACACGCUGGCAAAGGUUGCCAAUGGCAUCUGUGACAACCUGCUGACUUGUGUCAUCCGCGCGUGGGAUCUGAGCAAACCUCUGCUCUUCUGCCCAGCCAUGAACACGGCCAUGUGGGAGCAUCCCAUCACAGCUCAGCAGGUGGAGCAGCUGAAAGGCUUUGGCUACACGGAAAUCCCCUGUGUGGUAAAGAAACUCGUGUGUGGAGAUGAAGGCCGAGGUGCCAUGGCAGAAGUGUGGACCAUCCUGGAGAGAGUUAAAAGGAUCCUUGAAGAACUGGAUGUGCCAAGGCAGAGCUGAUGUUUUGGCAUGUAGAUGGUGUUUUUGUGCCUUUCUGAUGGUUUAGAGAUAAACCCAGCAGGAAGCCAAGCUGCCUGUGGGUGCCCCUGGUAUGCAUACCUAUAGCUGCUCUUCAACAGAAGGAGCCAACCGUUGUCUUGCAGCUGGUGCCAAACUGCAGUUGGUACAUCACUGCAGACUUUUGAAAACCAAAGCCAAGAAUGUGCUGCCUUGGGGUGAAAAACUCUGUAGUAUCUUGCAGACAGGGACUAACAUUCCUGAGGCUGCUCAGCGCCCAGUACUUCACCAGUGCUCUGUUCCGAGGAGGCUGCAGAAGGUUUUUCAGCUCAAGUCGUUUCCCCAAGGACUUCUAGAGAGGAGAAUGCUGUGCAAACUCUGGUGAUGGGGAUAAUGCCAGCUCCUUCCAGCAUGUGUGUUUUGGACCAUCCCUGCUCUCCAAAGCUCGGUGUGUAGCUGUGCUGGCUGCAUGUUCCCAGCAGGAGUCACUGUCCAAAAAGCAUUUUCCCUCUGGGAACUUAAUAAAAAAGAGCUUUUAAUCCUGCCUCUGA